AUGAUCCAGGGCAUCUUUUACGCACGCUUCUUCCCGAAAGAAGGACCUCACAUCGUCGCCCAGUCGCCCCCCGGCUGCGUCACACAGUCCGACGGCAGCCGGCAGCCGCUCUUCGACUUUGACGUGCUGCAAGAGUACAUCAUCCCGCGCCAGGCCUUUUGCAACCGCUACGUCACCAUCAACACGCCCGACGGAAAAUACACCAUUCUCGGCCAUCCUGUCGUUAUUGCCGACGUUAAGUACCGACGCAAUGAGUUCAUUUUCAACUUUGGCCUGAUUGUCGAGGCCGACGUCGACCAUACGCCCUAUGAGCGGGUCGUGCGUUGUCUCGCCACCACCUUCAACGAGAUGGAGCGCCAGGACGAGUACCUGAGCCGGGGCGAGUCCCGUGGCCAAGACGACGCACGCCGGCCCAUUGCGAGCCUCCUCGAGAUCAUCAAGGAGGACCUCAACAACUACGGCGAGUGCAUGAUCCCCGUCGACGACGCAAACACCAUCAACAUGAAGCUGUUCCCCAAUCACCCCAUCCCUCCGGUCGUCCAGGGCUGGCACGUACCCGUGGCCAAGACCAAGUUCGCCGACAUUGUCGAUCCCACCUGGGACUUGACGCUGCAAAAAGUCAUUGCCAAGAUUGACGGCGUCUCCGACGUCCGCCGCAUCGCCCACGAGGCCGGCGUCGCCCUCGACCUGGCCAAGACGGCCCUCCGCCACCUCCUCUACUACGACACCAUCCUCCUCCUCGACAUGUUCUUCUUCGCCUCGUGCUACGCGCCCCGCCCGGGUAUCCACGAUUUCAUCCGCAAUGUCGAUGGCAUGGUCGACGAGUGCGCCGGCUACGUCUCGCACGGCCGCGUCCGCGUCGCAAACUACCACCUCAUCAAGCUCCUGACCAACUUUUCCCAGGGCAAGAGCAUCAAGGAGUGGAUCAUGGCCAGCAACGACAACGGCUUCGACGUCCUCACCCAUGUCGACGUCCGUCGCUUCGUCCAGUUCGGCGUCAUCAAGGGUUGCCUCUAUCGCAUCCACAAGUAUGUCAUGUCCAAGCAGUAUCUCGCCGCCCUCGCCACCGGCCAGAGCCGCCCCGAGCCCGGCGGCGACUCGCUACAAAAGUAUACCGAUGGCAACCACCACUUUGAUCAGAUCAUCACCGAGAAGAACCUCACCGACGGCGAGAUCAUGGACAAGCUCAAGGCCCUGCCGGUCCCCAAGGGGGACCUCACCGUCAUGUACCGUUGA
Molecule: messenger RNA, 1236 nt
Organism: Hirsutella rhossiliensis
Lineage: Eukaryota; Fungi; Ascomycota; Sordariomycetes; Hypocreales; Ophiocordycipitaceae
Product: nitrogen permease regulator 2 domain-containing protein
Exons: 3
Coding region: 1-1236 (411 amino acids)
Biological process (GO): positive regulation of autophagy; negative regulation of TORC1 signaling
Cellular component (GO): vacuolar membrane; GATOR1 complex
Molecular function (GO): GTPase activator activity
Source: RefSeq, a predicted model, not a curated record